Phyllopteryx taeniolatus (common seadragon) is the source of this 3851-nucleotide messenger RNA. RefSeq names its product POU domain, class 5, transcription factor 3 (gene pou5f3). The transcript is spliced from 5 exons. Bases 929 to 2359 code for a protein of 476 amino acids. The record is from RefSeq and is a predicted model, not a curated record. Gene Ontology annotation, molecular function: RNA polymerase II cis-regulatory region sequence-specific DNA binding; DNA-binding transcription factor activity, RNA polymerase II-specific. Lineage: Eukaryota; Metazoa; Chordata; Actinopteri; Syngnathiformes; Syngnathidae. Gene Ontology annotation, biological process: regulation of transcription by RNA polymerase II.
AGAUAAAUAGAAAAUUUUUGAAUCCUUCACACAGUCCGAAAAUAAAUAAUAGUCUAAUAUAAUAUAACCAAAUCACCAAAAAAAGUCAUUUGAAUUUACUUAAUUUGAAAAUGUACAUCGGUUUGUACAUGAUAAAAAUAUGUUAAACUAAUUUAUAUGAUUUGAUUAUUUUCGGGGGAAAGGGGUAAAUUACGUCAGUUUCCAACAUUUUAAUCACGUGCGUCUGAAAAUGAAGUACAUUUUCAGUGCAUAAAUCAAUCAAUCAUACAUUCAAUAGCAGAAAAAUGAAUCGAUGAGGCUAAAAUCAACAGUCACACAGAAUGUAAAAAAAAACAACGUGAAUAAAUGACUGAAUCCCAUAUCAAUAAUUCGGCAUAACAAUUAUUAAAUAAUAAUUAUUAAACUUGAUGCAUGAAUAGGCCAAAUGGCGUGUAUUUUAAUAUCAACGCCAUCUUGUGGAAUUAUUAGAACACGUGUGUGACUCAUACUUAGCAUUGUAGAUGCAUUUAACUGAACAAAAAAAAAAAAACAAGUUUAGACUUUUUUACAGUUGCAGUUUAAGUGAGACCACGCCCACGCGUUUUUUUUCAGUGUAUGUGUGUGUGGCGGGGGGUUGCUACCAAGGUCAUUGACAAAUUCACCUUCAGCUGUGCGUGAUUGUGCGCGACAGCCAAUGAGCGUUGGAGGCCGAAGACCUCCACCAUUGGCAAAACGCGUGGAGCUCAGCCCGGCCGCACCACACGCUCGAUCUUUCAGGCCGAGGCCGGAGCUGGUGCCGCAAGAGCCGGCCUUUCAUGGACUAGUUCGCAGCCCUCUUUAGGCGGUUAUGUUGGCCCGAAUCACCCUUUGCCCCAACUCCAUUGGACUUUUGACCAAGAGCUUGUAGGUGUCGUCUUCAUUAAGGUAAGUGAACUGUUUUAGUGCCAAGAUGUCCGAAAGAUCCCACAGUCCAGGUUCGGAGUGUCAAACCCGCCCGUAUGACUUCAGCCGGGCUUGCACGCAGAAUUUGGGCCAAGACGGCCUCGGGGCUUCGUCCUUCCCCCAGCUCCCCCUGCCAGAAGCGGGUGUUCUCUACAAGCAGCCCGCCUACGGUGGCCUGCCGUCGGCCGCCGCGCAGAGCUUCUUCCCCUUCCCGUCGUUGGGCGCCGGUGACUACCGGGGCUCCGAGCUCCAGGCCGGGGAGUUCGGCCAGCCCAAACACUGGUAUCCGUUCGCCGCACACGAGUACACCGGGCAGGUACCCGGGGUAACCGCGGCCACGCAGCCCACCAACCUGAGUCCCCCCAUAGCCGAGACCCGGGAGCAAAUUAAGCUCCCCGAUAUCAAGACGGAGAAAGACACCGGGGACGACUACCCGAGCGAGGUGAAGCUCCAGCAGUACCCGCCGCCCUCCGCCGCAAUGCCCCCCCACGGAGUCUUCUACUCCAGCCCCUGGACCCCGACCUUCUGGCCGGGUAUCAGCCACCUGACGCCGCCCGGCAGCGGAGGAAGCAGCAACCAGAAUCCGUCGACGUCUUCGGCGUCGUCGCCGUCCAUGUCCCCCUCGCCGCCCAGCAACGGCGUGCCGGCGAACGCCUUCUUCGGCGUCAACCCCGGCCAGGGGGCCCCCGGGCCUCAGGGCCAGAACCCGGCCUCGUCUACUCGGAGCAGCGGCUCGUCCAGCGGCGGUUGUAGUGACUCGGAAGAGGAAAACCUUUCCACUGAAGAAUUGGAGCAGUUUGCCAAAGAACUUAAACACAAACGCAUCACUUUGGGUUUCACUCAGGCUGAUGUCGGCCUUGCUUUGGGUAACCUUUAUGGUAAGAUGUUCAGCCAGACGACCAUUUGCCGCUUUGAGGCCCUCCAGUUGAGCUUCAAGAACAUGUGCAAGCUGAAGCCCCUCCUCCAGAGAUGGCUGAAUGAGGCCGAAACGUCGGAAAAUCCCCAGGAUAUGUACAAGAUCGAGCGGGUUUUUGUGGACACCAGGAAGAGGAAGAGGAGGACCAGCCUGGAGGGCGCCGUUCGCUCUGCUCUGGAGUCUUACUUUGUCAAGUGUCCCAAACCCAACACUCAAGAGAUCACGCACAUCUCUGAUGAUUUGGGCCUGGAGAGAGAUGUGGUCAGAGUGUGGUUCUGUAACCGUAGACAGAAGGGCAAGCGUCUGGCUCUGCCGCUGGACGAAGAGUGUGACGGCCAGUACUACGAGCAGAGCCCGUCUCCUCUCAACAUGGUCGCCUCCCCCAUCCCCGGCCAGGGCUACCCUCCCCCGGCCAGCUUCCCCGGAGCCCCGCCGCCGACGCUUUACAUGCCGCCUCUUCAUCGGCCGGAUGUCCUGAAGCAAGCGCUGCACCCUGGACUGGUCGGUCACCUGACUGGAUAAGAGGCUGCAGCACCACCGACGAACCACUCUGUCCAAACUUGUCCUUGGGGGACAGUUCAAGGUUCAACCCAUCACUGCAGUUGUGUGCCACUAAUCGCUCCACACCAAGAACUUGGGAAGUGUUUUGCUAAUGCAUGGAACUUAUUCAGUAGGCCAGAUUACCAAAGUGCAUUUGAACUCGAGGCAGCAUGUAGUGUUUUUGUCGUGCAGGUGAUUGAUAAUUGUUCCUGAGUCGAGAAAAAUAUUUGACAGUUAAUGAGGGGGGCUGUGGUUCAAGUAGUGUUCUACUUUCUGGAUUCAGGUGUUUUGAUGUAAAAAGACUGUGUGUGUGUGUGUGCGUGGUGGUGGGGGGGGGCGGACGGACUCAAAUCUUGGUACAUCACAAUGAAAGCAAUAUUUUACUUCUGUAAAAAGUGCCUUUUUUAAAAAUUGUAUACUUAAUCAUCUCUAGUGGUUGUUUCUUUGACAUCUAUUGCUGUUUUUUUAAGAGAUUGGAUGCAAUAUUUUGAGGAUUUUGAUGACAAAAUGGUCCUUGCUGCUAAUUUUCUCUGCUUUUAUUGCACAAAUUCAACAUUUUAUCUCCGGAGGUCUAUCCUUUACUUGACUAUUUUCUAAUAACAGUCAAGAUUUGAUAUAUUUGGCAUACUUGUACUUUUUACACCACUGGUAUCUUGAGCAAAUGAAAGUUGCAUACAUCCUUUUUAGAAUAAUUUGUCUCCUUUUUAGAAUAAUUUGUCUACCCUGUUUUGAGCAUUUUAAAAUGUGUACCUUCAGUAGACCAGUUUUAUAAGUCAACCUUGAUAUGAAACAAUCUAUCAUAAUGUAAAUGGGUUAUUUAUUUAAAGGUUGGCCUUUUGACUCAGCAUUCAUGUAUUUUCAAAUUAAAUUUCAGAUUUUUUUUCCCCCCGUUUUUUUUUUUUGGGUGAUUUAAAUGCUAUGAAUUGUUUUUCCACCAAGUAAAUGUUUCUGCAGCUGUCAAUUUGUUUGUGUGCAAGUGUGGGUGUGACUUGGGUCACUUUUGUUAGUAACAACAGUGCUUGAGAUAGUAUUUUGAUCCACUACCAAUUGUUUAGAAUUUUUUUUUUUUUUUACAUUAUGUAAAUCGUUCUCUCUCGCUCAUAUGUGUAUAUAUAGUGUGUACUGUAUAAACUCAGUCCAGUUUCUAUCGAUUCAAUGUCCUGUGAAUACUGCAUCGUAUUCACAGGACAUUGAAUCGAUAGAAACUGGACUGUUCUGGUUUUCUAUCAAUUCCCCGAUAAUACAACGACCUGGAUGAAUGAGAAUAUUAGUAGUUAAUAUACAUACUCCAUGGGUCCAAAACACAUUGAACAGGCUUCAACCCAAUGUGAAGAUUGGAAACAAGUCAAAUGUUUAUCAGCUUGAACAGAACACAUUUCGUCAAAUUUGGCAAAUGUUGCAUAAAUGCAAAACCUUUUAUCAGUAGCCUGCAAAACACUGCUGCAUAACUAAUUCAUGAAGAUGACCUCACAGU